Acipenser ruthenus (sterlet) is the source of this 4674-nucleotide messenger RNA. RefSeq names its product dnaJ homolog subfamily C member 5. Bases 254 to 853 code for a protein of 199 amino acids. The transcript is spliced from 5 exons. Gene Ontology annotation, biological process: regulation of synaptic vesicle cycle. Gene Ontology annotation, cellular component: presynapse; membrane; intracellular membrane-bounded organelle. Lineage: Eukaryota; Metazoa; Chordata; Actinopteri; Acipenseriformes; Acipenseridae. The record is from RefSeq and is a predicted model, not a curated record.
ACUUGCGCGCGUGCAGUCAAUGCGCUCCGAUGCGCGGGCACUGAGCCGCCCACUUGCUCUAUCCCGUGUGAACGCGCACGCCACUGCGUGCACCAGCGACAGAGGAGCUGCUGCAGCUGCUUGCUUGUUGUGUGUGCUUUGUGGGGAUGCGACGUCUACUGUAAUAAAAAAAUUGCGUUAACCAAACCAAACAGUGCACCUGCCGAAAUACAACCAGUGGAGCCAGACUAGAAGUUUGCUGAAAGAGUAGAAGAUGGCUGAGCAGCAGAGGCAGCGGUCCCUGUCCACGUCUGGAGAUACACUAUACCACGUGCUGGGGAUAGACAAGAAUGCCACGCCAGACGAUAUCAAAAAAUCUUAUAGGAAACUCGCAUUGAAAUAUCACCCCGACAAGAAUCCAGAGAACCCUGAGGCCGCAGACAAGUUUAAAGAGAUCAACAGUGCCCACGCCAUCCUGGUCGACAACACAAAGCGCAACAUCUACGACAAGUACGGCUCCCUGGGGCUGUAUGUGGCAGAGCAGUUCGGAGAGGAGAAUGUAAAUACGUAUUUUGUCCUGUCCAGCUGGUGGGCAAAGGCUUUGUUUGUGUUCUGCGGCCUUGCAACUGGCUGCUACUUCUGCUGCUGCCUGUGCUGCUGCUGUAACUGCUGCUGUGGGAAGUGUAAACCCAAACCACCCGAGGGAGAAGAGCCCGAGUUUUAUGUCUCCCCAGAAGACCUAGAGGCACAGCUUCAGUCUGACGAGAAGGAUGGAGAUGCACCAAUCGUGAUGCAGCCUGCGUCAGCCACAGAAACCACCCAGCUGACAGCCGAUAGCCACACCAGCUACCACACUGACACAGGAUUUAACUAAAUCUUCCACUCGGCCCUGUCAAUUCACACCGUACAGUUUUAAUGAGGAAACAAGAAAAGGUCAUUUCACCACUGGAAUAGAGAACGCCCGAGGGAGAGAGUGGGGAGUGGGGGGGUGAACGAACUUUCACAGACAUCUUCUGCCAUGAAAACAAUAGACAUCAACAUUCGGUUGAGUUUUUUUUUUUUUUUUCUUCUUUGGUCUUCAUUGCUCCCAAGCCCUUCCACGACACAUGACGUUCUGUAGCAUGCAGUAUUUAAAGCAGUUUAGGUAGGCUUUUAAGUUUAGGUCUUGUUCUAGUCGUACAUAUUUACGUGGUUUUAUUUCAUCCACUGUAAGAUUUAUGUUUGCAUCGGAAGUAACCUUCUGCACAUAAGCAGUGGUUGGAUAAUAUCUUUGAACCCCAAUAAAGUGGUAGCCAGCUGUUCAGGUUUUUAGGACUUAAAAAAAAAAAAAAAAAAAAAAGUAUGUUAAUUAAUUAUGCAUUUCAUUGAAUUAUGCAUAUGGAAGUGUUCUUAGUCUGUUAAUGGGAUUUUUCUUGCAUAAUAUCCUUUAAUUGUUUGACCGGGGGGUGGGGGGGGUGGGGGGGUGAUUUGAUUAACCCAUACCCUGCCAGUGUAUUUUAAUCCGAAUCACAAAUAUUACACACAAAGUGCUAGAGAGAACAGUGGUUUAGCUACGUCUUGUACUUCCAGUGCUGCCUGAGAAAAGCACCAGUAAUAGAAACUCCAGCCCGCUAUUUCCUAAUGCGGUUCAUAUAGUCAUGCAAGUAAGGACGUCACUUUUCACCAAACUGGUGGCCAUUUUGGAUAGAGAAAGGCGGAGCAUUACUGAAGAAAUUUAAGGGAAUCAAAUUUAGCAUCGAUUCUGGGUUUCUUUUUUUAUUUUAAUUUCACGGGUUUAUAAAAUACACACUGGAAUGAAAGAUAGUGACAAGAAAAAAUGGAUUAUGAAAAGUAAAUUGGGGGGGGGGGGGGGGCGUUGUUUAAAACUAUGUCUUCAUCGUGUACAUAUUGGGCCUGAAACAUUUGUUAUUCAUAUUUUUAUUUUGUAUUUGUUAAUUUUAAUCUGCCACUAGUGUAAGGAUGUAAGACUACAGGCUGCCUAGAGUUGUACUUGUUGUAUGUUUUAAAUGUAGUCCGGUUUUAAAAAAGAGAACAAUAUAUAUAGUUAAGUUAUUUUUAUUGGUAUGUGUCAAAACGCUGUAGAUAAACUUCAUUUAUUGUUGUAUUUUUUAUGUCGAAGUUUACAAACUGCUUUAGAUAGUGCUAAAAGUGAAGCAACAUGCCUUUUUAAGUGUAUUAGGUAGAAUAGAAAGGGACUCCACUUCAUCUUAAAAGUGUGUGCAAUCUGCUGGUGUUGAUGUUGUAAUAGCGCUUAUUAGAAAGGCUAUUAAAUACCUCUUCUCUAACACCCCAGAAGAAAGGUGAUUUUUAAAACACACACUGCAGUCUCCCGUGUUCAUUGGAAACAUUUUUUACACAGAGUGAUUGCAUUUUAUUUAUUAUUUUAAAAAAAUGCCAGUAAACAACCUUUUUAUUAUUUCCUGUUGACAAUCAAAUGUUCAUUUCACAAUAAAACUAGUUACGUGUAAAAAAGAAAUAAACAUGCAAUUCUCUAUUUUAGGAAAUAUUUAAAAAAUAAAUAAAUAAAUAAAUAACUAGUAAUUGUAUUCUGUUUUCUUAGCCACCCAUUCAAUAGAUUCUCGCUGUUUGAAGGUCAUUCUGUGAAAGCUAAUCCUGCCUGGAUGUUUCUACUCAUCUGAGAUCUGGCAUACUGCAAACCUUUCACUCUUAGAAAGAGAUUCUUUAGCCAACUAGCACUACUGGAGUGUCGCUACCUUCAAAGAUGGUGUGUAAUUGGGUACUGUAUUUCCUUUCUGUUUUAGGGCAGCAUGAUUUCUACAUACUCAAUAGUUAUGUGAUCUGUUUUCAAAGCCGUUUCGUUAGACAGUAAUCAUACACCCCUGUCGGCAAGCCUACAAUGCACUCACAUUGCCUGUAUCGUAGAAUAAAUGGACUUGUUCUUUCCAAAGUGUGCACUGAUGCAGCAGCAUGUUGUAAGAGACAGUAUGUGGCACUCUAUUUGUGUUGUAUCAUUUUGUUCUUUAAAUUGUGUUUACUUUUAGAAUAUUGAAAAACAGUAUACUUAACACUUAUUGGUUGGUUAAGCUAUAGCCCAAUGUGCUAAAAAUACUACCGUAUAUUAUAAACUAAGAACUAUUGUAAACUUCCAACUAAGACUGUGUUACAAUGGCUGUAAGUGCUGGCUUCACUGAUCCAGCCUGACACUAUUCUACCUGAUUUUACAUACAGAUAAAAAGCAAGUAUCCUACUGCAAAUGGUAGCAUAAACAGCACUUGAUUCUGUUCAGAGGAACAAUAAUUCAUAUUCAAUGUAGUCUAAUUCAUGUAAAUUGUAAAAUUAAUUUCCAUUAUGUCUUGAGGUGAAUGGCAUUCUUGAGGGAAUUAAAAAAAAUAUAUAUAUACAAUUAUAGGGACCAUACUUUACCAGAGGAAAACCUUAGGAUGCUUGCUUGUCUGUUUUGGCUUUAACUCGAUAGUAAUAGUGAUUAAUCUCCCUGAAGUUAUACCCAGUGCAUUUGCAUAAUGUAUUAUAUAUCAUAACUACUGAACUUGAGAAAAAGGACCAUAGUCAUAGUGACGACUGCAAUGCGUUUAACGCUAUGCUUCUCCUUUUAAAAUACAGCCAUCGUUAACAUCAAGGCCAAUUAGUGAUUUUUAACAUUUCCAAAUAUCCCCUUCAGUCAAUGUGUGCAUAAUUGUACCAUGUGAAGUUUCCUAUCUAUGUAUCUAUUCUGUAAUGCAUUUCGAAGUUCUGGCAGGGCAACUUCUUAAACUCCAUAGAGUUCACACAAACUCUUUUGAAACUUCACAUUUAAUAAUGAAAAAUCAUGACUGACGGGGUUGUAUUCAUGCCAGUUUCUAACAUAUUUAUAUAUUGUGUAGUUUUCUGUUUUCUGUAGGUUUUUGUUUUUUAAAUAUACAAGUUUGAAUGUUAUGUUGUGUAGUGCAGAACCUUUUUUUUUUUUGUGGGACAUUGAAUUGUCUUUUAUGGACUCUGCAACAUUUUGUCAACCCAUAUACCAUAAAAUGAAUGAAUCAUGUUUGUAAGUUUUAAAACAGAUUCACAGCCAGGCCCUUGACUCUUAAAGUUACUGCUUCAUGGUUUGUUGAUGGAGUAUUUUGCACUGUAUGUGCCAAAUUGUCAUGUACAGUCAAAAGCUGUUUUUUUUUAUUCCUACCAAGUCUUGUUGUGUUUUGCUGUAGGGUAACAAACUGCUUUGUGCCAGUCAGUAUGCCAAUAUGUUGAAUGAUUAAAUAUCAAUUUCCAGUCAUCCCCCCUGCUUUGGUUGGUUGUGUAUUAUCUGUGACUAUAGGAGUACUAUCCCAGCCUCAAGAUGUGCUAUGGCUUAUUUUUAAAAACAUUGGAAAUUGUAAACUGUGAGUGAGUGAUUGCAUAAUGGAACUGUAUUGGAUUACUGAUAAAGACAUGUUCUUUUAAGCUCUAAAAUAUUAGUGGAUUAAAUCGUGAUACAGUAUUAAUGCAUUCAUUUUAUUUUUUGUUUGUUUUGUUUUCUUAAAGGACCAUAGUUUUAAAUUGUAUGUACAAUAUGUAGAUGUGGCCAUUAAAAAUGUUGGCUUAAUGGAAAUGGGCUCCUGUACAUAUGCUUAAAUGAUAAUGAUAUUAAUACAAUUGUAUGUUUUAGCAUGGUUAUUUAUGUACUGUAUGUCUGAAAGAAAACAUUGGUAAUUUAUCUGAUUUUGCUGUUGUAAAAUAAAUAUGUUUCUGAUGCUUAAA